Hyla sarda is the source of this 1983-nucleotide messenger RNA. Its product is annotated as somatostatin receptor type 5-like. Gene Ontology annotation, cellular component: membrane; neuron projection. NCBI's taxonomy places the organism in Eukaryota, Metazoa, Chordata, Amphibia, Anura, Hylidae. Gene Ontology annotation, molecular function: somatostatin receptor activity; neuropeptide binding. Gene Ontology annotation, biological process: regulation of insulin secretion; cellular response to glucocorticoid stimulus; neuropeptide signaling pathway. The transcript has 2 exons. The coding region runs from base 371 to 1399 and encodes 342 amino acids. The record is from RefSeq and is a predicted model, not a curated record.
CGCUCUAGACUCCUCCGACAUUCCCACACUUGCUCUAAGGUGCUUGCACGAGUCUCCAGGAUCCCACAUUGGGAAUGGUGGACAUAAGGUCCGGCCCUUUGCCCUCGGAGCCAUUAUUCCUGGCACAGGCUGGAUGUGGGUGAGAUGAUGGAGCUCAGGAGACCAGCAGAGGAGAAGGAAUAUCCUGGGAACUUUUCCAGAACAGGAACUCAUCCUUGGAGAGGAAUGUGGGAGAAUGAUGACGCAGCAAAUGUAUUGAUAUCCUUCAUGCAGCUGCAGCCUUGUCCUCAUUAAUUACUCUCUAUGAGGACGUGACCAUCCGCUUCAGCCUCGUAUCAGAGAUGGUGGAAGAGCCAGUUCUGAUACUCAGAUGGAAGAUCGGCCAUUUCUCGGAAAGAAAAUGGAGGAAGACAUGGAAGACCUUUUCAACACUAGCUUCAUUUAUGAAAACUUUACUUUCUUCUUCAAUUCGUCGCUUGACCUCUAUGUUCCGGUCGCCAAGUCGAUAGCCCUCAUCCCUUUCCUGCUGGUGUGUUUGGUGGGCAUUGUAGGUAAUGCUUUAGUUCUGUUCAUCUUUCUGUGGUCUAGGAAGAUGUGGAGGACCAUGAACAUCUUCAUCUUUAGCCUGGCUCUUGGAGACUUGAUCAACAUGUUAUGCUUGUUGUGUUUGGCCAUCGAACUAUUGCAUUCCUUGGGAACCUUCAUGUGUAUACUCUACUGGACACUUACGGCUUUAACUACUUUUUCCAGUAUCUAUUUUUUGACCAUCAUGUCCAUUAACGUCUUCUUGCAGACAUUCUUUCCAGUUUUCUCCAAAAAGCUGAGCCUUAAGGUGGCUGCAUUAACCAGCCUUGGGAUAUGGAUACUGAGUCUUCUGCUGGGGAUCCCCUUCUUUCUCUAUGCCAAUGUGGAUGAGUACUCCAAUUGUCUGAUCUCCUGGCCCGAACCAGCCGCCUUCUGGAGCAUGACCUUCAUAUCUUACCGGUUUGCCAUUGCAUUUUUGGCUCCAUUAAUGUUGAUCAGUGUCUGCCUCAUUCUUACCCAGUGUUGGGUCCGAAAGCAAGGCCAGUCCAGUGACUCUAUAGUGACUGACAUCAAGGAAGACUUGGUGAUGAUCAUGGUCCUGUCUCUGAUAUACAUUAUCUUCUGGUUUCCAACUCAUCUUCUGGAAAUAGUGUCGGGUACCCACUCUGAUAUGGAGUUUAGUGAAGGAAACUACUAUGUCAUCAGCAUCAUACCUUAUUUGAAAAGCUGUGUCUAUCCCUUCAUUUAUGGAUUUCUAUCAAGAAACUUCAAAUACUCAUUUAACAGAAUCUUUUGUUGCAAAAAGGUCCCAGAAAGUGACAACCCUCAGAAAAAUUCCAACGACAGACCCGAAGAUAAGUCUACCAUGUGUUAGCAUUAUAAUCUUCACCUAGCAUUGGGCAGUAGGCCACAGAACUACCAUUUGUGUUGGAAACCACGAGGGAUCUGUUUACUGCCAUGUACAUGACUUGAAGACCCUUGCCCGAAUCUAUUGAUGGAAAGAAAUACUUAUUGUUUCAUUGAUAUUUUUCAAAAGACAGUCAACUGAGCAUCUUGCAUUAAAGUGUACCUGUCAUAUCACAGAAAAAAAUUAUGCUUCUAUAUGUUACUUUCUCUGUCAUGCAGAUGCUUUUACAUGUCUUUUUUAUUUGUCUUGCUUUUGUAUUUGGCUCACAAAUGCCACUGUUCUGCUGCUCACUCAUUCUGAUGUCCACUGCUCAGGAAGAGGCAUAUCUGAGGCAAGCACUGAGCCAGCCAUCACUCACCAUUCACUUCCUCCCUGAGUCUGCUGUGCUGUGCUGGAUCUAUUUAUCCAAUCACUGCAGGCUGCUCUGUAACCCCCUCCUCUCUGUUUUCAUGCUGCAGUCUGAUAGGACAGGAGGAGUGUCAGUCCUGCCCUCACUUCCUGGACUCUGCCCCUGCCUGUGCUUAAAGGGGUACUCCACCCCUAGACAUCUU